Photinus pyralis (common eastern firefly) is the source of this 3960-nucleotide messenger RNA. RefSeq lists its product as uncharacterized. The transcript is spliced from 7 exons. NCBI's taxonomy places the organism in Eukaryota, Metazoa, Arthropoda, Insecta, Coleoptera, Lampyridae. Bases 2864 to 3880 code for a protein of 338 amino acids. The record is from RefSeq and is a predicted model, not a curated record.
CUUUAAUAUGCUGAAAUCUUGCAGUGUUUUUUGUGGGAGUAAGCGCCACCUGUUGACUGCUUCGCAUGUGAUUUGUCAGAUUUGAGAUUUGUGCAUUGUGUGAGUGGGGUGGCAGGUGCAUUCUAUUCUUCUCUCGUGAGUGACGUGACCUCGAACUUCGAAGUCUGAACGUCAACAUUCUCCGUAUUGUAUUCAUGUGUUAUUUAGUUGAUUCGCGGAAUAAUAUUGAUAUCCAUCAAUCAGAGCGCAACGGAACGGAAUAUUAAUUGCCGUAGCGAAAACGCGUGUUGUGUUGGUUGUUGGUGGACCAGUAUUCUUCUAACCCAAACCGUAAAGGGCGCGGCGCACCCACGCUUUUAAUUUAACUUAACCUACAAAUCGCCGUGUGCUUUGUGGUUGUUGGAGAUCGCAGUUUUUGUUGUUUUUGACAAACAUCUUUUCAUUUAAAUAGUAAAGGAAAUAAUAAUAUAGUCGAUGAAUAACAUUAAUUACUUAAUCCAGAUUAUGAAUUAGAAUUUGUUUACUUAUGCAUAUUAUAUUACUGCAUAAUAAUAAUUAUGGAUUCAGAAAAAAGAAAAUUAUUUAAUAAACUUUAUCAGCGAUAUAAACGAUCUAAACAAGUUAAGAAAGUCGAGGAGGAGCCCUCCACAUCUAAAGAUUUUGAUUAUUGUAUAAAUAGUGAAAGUUCCACAUCCCAAAAAGACAUUUGUAAUGUUUCAGAGGAAAGUACAGACUCCGAAUUAGACUUUUGUGAUAUUGCUCAAAUUCCAAGUAAAAUUCAGGAAGAAAAUUUUGUCGAGACUGAAUUUUUAAAUGAUAAAAUUGAGGAUAAAUCAGAGCAGACCGGACAUGGGGUACACAAGUUUACUUUAAUAGAACAGUUAUCAGAUUGGGCCAUAAUUCACAACAUUGAUCAUUUUGCUUUAUCUGAUUUAUUGCGAAUUCUAAAUCAAACGAUUGACAUUAAUUUGCCCAAAGAUCCAAGGACUAUUUUAAAAACCCCACGAAAUACUGGUUCUCUAAUUGAAAAGGUAGAACCAGGUGUCUACUUUCAUUUUGGGGUAGAAAAUUGUCUCAUAAAUUUACUAAAUCGUAGAGAUGUUAAUGACUCGGAGGAUCGGAGUAAUAUUUUAGAAAUUUGUGUAAAUGUUGAUGGUCUUCCAUUAUCAAAAAGCUCUGGAAGUCAGUUAUGGCCUAUAAUGAUCAAUCUUUUUCAAAAUAAAAAUAUUGUGGAGGUAUGUGGAUUAUAUCAAGGUAACAAAAAACCAGAAAAUGCUAAUGUUUUUAUGUCCAAGUUUGUAAAUGAAAUCAUCAGUUUGAUGACUAAUGGUUUCACUUAUAAAAGCCAAAUAUUUUUUGUAAAAAUUAAAGCCUUUAUUUGUGAUGUCCCUGCAAAAGCUUUUAUAAAGUGUACCAGAGGUCAUAGUGGUUAUAUGUCUUGUUCUAAAUGUGAUACUGAAGGUGUGUUUAAAAAGAAUCGAAUUUGUUUUCCUGCAAUAGAAGGAUUUCAUCUUCGAACAGAUGCAACUUUUAGACGCAAAGAACAAGAUAGCCACCACACAGAUACUUCUAUUUUGGAAUCUAUACCUAACUUGAACAUGAUAACAUGUUUUCCGCUAGACUACAUGCAUUUAGUAUGUCUCGGCAUUGUAAAAAAAUUAAUUAGCAAUUUGUGGUUAUCAGGAAAACCACCUUACCGUUUUUCAAGCCAGCAAAUUUCUGAAGUUUCUCAAAAACAUUUGUCAUUACAAAAUCAAGUACCCACUGAAUUUUCCAGAAAACCGAGAUUGCUUUCUGAUAUUAAACAUUGGAAAGCAACGGAGCUUAGGAUGUUUUUAUUUUACACUGGACCAGUGAUCUUAAAAGAGAGUGUCACUAAUGAGAUCUACCAAAAUUUUAUGUCAUUGCAUGUUGCAGUUACACUUUUUUCAAAAUCUCAAAAUAUUGAUUAUGCUGCUGAAUUGUCAAAAUAUUUUAUUCAAACAUUUUCACUGCUCUAUGGAGAAGAAAAUAUAUCACAUAACGUGCAUAACCUUUUGCAUAUUGUUGAUGAUGUUAAAAUGUUUGGCAGCCUUGAAAAUUUCAGCGCUUUUCCCUUUGAAAAUAAUAUGUUAUUUUUAAAAAAAUUGGUGCGCAAAGGGGAUCGACCCCUUCAACAAAUUGUUAAUAGAAUUGUAGAGCGAAACAAAUGUGUUUUGGGAUCUGGAAAUAUUAGGGCAGAAUAUCCUGUAUUAAAAUAUGAACAUUCUAAUGGGCCACUUAUUGCUAGUGUUUUUGGUAUGAAACAGUUUAAAAAAAUAUAUAUCAAAAAUUUUUUAUUAGCUUUAGAUGAUUCAAACAAUUGCUGUUUCAUGAAUGAUAACAGUGUAGUUAUUAUUAAAAAUAUUGUUUCUUUAAAUAAUGUAGUAACAGUAAUUGGUCAGAAGUAUUUAGUUUUAGAAAAUUUGUAUAACUUGCCUUGUGAAUCCUCUAAAUUAAACAUUUUUGUUGUGAGCAAAGAAGGUCCCAUUAAAUCGUGGGAGUUACCUCAAGUUCUUCACAAGUUUUUUAAACUCACAUUAAACAAUAAGGUGGUUGUUUUUCCUUUAUUACAUACAACUGCUUAAUUUGUUACAGAUUUGUUUAUCGCUGUUAAUUUUUUUCCAUUAUGUAAUUGUUAUUUUCUUAAAAACGUAAAAACAAUUUCUCUCUUUUUAAAAAAUGUGUAGUGUCACAAAUUUUGGACCUCGUUUUGGACGUAAUAGAUUUAAUCUCGGAUUUAAUAUAUAUUUUCUAUGAGGAUUAAAUUAAAAUAUUUUUUUUAUUAAAUUCACAUUAAAAUGACAUUUAAUUAAAAAAAUUAUCUGAUUUAAUUAAAGUCGUCAUGUCAUCUCCAAGAACAUGGACGGUGGUGUGUUUCGAAAGUGAUAAUGCAGUGCAGGCAGUUCCCACCAAGUGGAUAAAUGGAGAAAAUUGCCUGUGGCCAGUUUUACCCCAAGAAAAACUGAAUAGCGCCUUAAAGCACUGUGACUUCAACAGUUGUUGGCCAUCACAUAAGGUGCGAAUAUUUCGCAAUUCAACUUAUGACGACUAUUCCACGGCAAGAUCUAAAGCAGCUAAAGCGGAAUAUAGUAGCGACUUAAAUUCCGAACCUGAAACAAAAAGGCCCCGGAAAAAAAGAAUUUUGAGUUCUUCCGAGUCGGAGGAUGAAAUUAUAAGAAGGAAGAAGCCGCAGGGAAAAGUUAUCAAUUUACCGAUUCCUCCAACCUGGAGUAUGCCCAGCCUGUCGUUUGAUAGUGAGACUGUCACUAAUAAAGCUGCAUCCAAUACCAAUGAUACUAUAGAAACUCCUAUUCCUAUGGCCAAUUUCAGAGAGGCAAAUUUAAAAGAAACUGAUGUCUCAGCUGUUCACAACUGCAAAUGCAAUCCAAAAAUCCUGUAUAACAUACAGUCUCUUUUAAUUGAGGUGAAUGCCAAACUGGAUAAAUUAUCUGCAAACAGCUGUCAACCAUCAGUGGAAGGACCAUUAGUGCAAAAUAUUCUCGAAAAAAGUUCUAUAGAGCUGCCAGUAGACAGUCCUGAAAAAAUAGAACAUAUGGAAGAAUUUUUGGCGUCCGUCGAAAAUUACAAAUGUUUAGUCAUAUAUUUUGCCAAGAUGGGAGGCACUAAUUUAUACGACUUUGUCAAGAGAUGUUUGGCACCAGUCAUCUCGGACAAGACCGCAAUGACCUAUUCUUUUAUAGGUAGAAAAGGGAAAAAGAACUUUUCAAGUUUAAAGCUGUCGCAAGCAGUUAUUGAUUCCGCUGAGAGAAGUGGUCUCCAAAAAACUAGAAAAGAGACGGAAUAUGCUGUAGCCAUGUGGCUGCGAAAGGCGAAGGAAAGGUGUUUGAAACGAGCGUGACAUGAAUUGUAUAAGAAUUUUUAGCAAUAGCAGUAUACAUUUUUCAAAAGAUUUUUUUUUCAAUAAAAAUGUAUAUUUUA